AUGCGACCGUCGGCUCGCACUCUGACGACCACGGCUAAAUUACGUGCAGCAACGCCACCAAAAGCAUCGGAAAACGGAGCGAUUAACCCAAGAUGGUUAUCGGAUUUACAAAACAGAUUACAGAAUUCGCUCUCACUCAAAAUUGCGCCGAAGAAGGUAGACGAAGUGAGAGAACGACUGGCGUAUCUGGAUGAGAAUUGGCUGGAGCUCUCAGCAGGACGAGAAGGGUUCUUGGCCGACCCGGAGAGACGGGGGAUGGAUAGACACGUUGUGCAAUGGGGAGAUAUGGACGUAAUGGUAAGACAUGUCAAUAAUGUCAUUUAUAAUCGGCUCGCAGAGUCUGGCCGUGUCAAUUGGACAAGGAAUCUUGCACAGUUUUCAGAACCCAAGUAUCAACAGGAAUGGUAUGACCUCAUGUCGCCAAAAGCCGUUGGCCUCAUUCUCGCAAGCAUCAGAACAGACUUCAAAUUCCCUAUGACCUUCCCAGACCGUGUUACGGUUUUGCAUAAGCUUGCCACGAAGCCGGAUUACACUUCCGACCGCUUCUACCUGGAAGCUGUCAUGUACUCGGAUCAGCAAAGACGGCCGGCGGCAAAAUGCUUUGAGGAUAUCGUAGUCUACGAUUACAAGACAGCCAAAAAAACUCCUUUGAAACCCUUCAUGGUUGAUGAGCUGCGAGCGACGUUUGAUCUACAAGAACAAAGAAAGCAAGAAGCCGAGGAAAAGGUGGCUGAGCUGCAUGCGUUUGUUCAGCAGGUGGAGGAUAGUGCUGGUGCUGCAUAG
Messenger RNA from Trichoderma virens Gv29-8, 783 nucleotides. RefSeq lists its product as uncharacterized. NCBI's taxonomy places the organism in Eukaryota, Fungi, Ascomycota, Sordariomycetes, Hypocreales, Hypocreaceae. Bases 1 to 783 code for a protein of 260 amino acids. The transcript has 4 exons. Gene Ontology annotation, molecular function: fatty acyl-CoA hydrolase activity. The record is from RefSeq and is a predicted model, not a curated record.